Ixodes scapularis (black-legged tick) is the source of this 1011-nucleotide messenger RNA. RefSeq lists its product as uncharacterized. The coding region runs from base 47 to 601 and encodes 184 amino acids. The transcript is spliced from 5 exons. Gene Ontology annotation, molecular function: amine binding. The record is from RefSeq and is a predicted model, not a curated record. Gene Ontology annotation, biological process: symbiont-mediated perturbation of host defenses. NCBI's taxonomy places the organism in Eukaryota, Metazoa, Arthropoda, Arachnida, Ixodida, Ixodidae.
GAACGAAAGCUGAAAUUUGCCAGAAGAAUACGAACGAUUCGGAACAAUGGCUCCUGCUCUGUUCACCCUGACGGCUCUGCUGAUUCUCCAUUCUUCCUGGGCAUCGCAGCAAUACCCAGAACGAAAUCCAGCGCUUCAAGAGUAUCAGAAUCAAUCCCCGGUUUUUCCUUUGAAAGAGGACUGGUACUUGCUGUACAGGAACUUCAGGAUAGAUCCAUUGUUCGGGGGCGCAGAGAAAUGCCUGAGAUUCGCCGAGGCGGAACCUGGAGUAAACGGCACUUACCCUGUGUUUGUUCGCUACACUCCAAGCCAUUCUAUCGCUAUAACGGCGACCCCCAGCUCAACCAUAGGAUACAACCUCCAUAACGCUGCGGAUUUUGGUCCUCGAGGUUUUGACAUGUUAUCUGCCACGGCGUACUCGGCAUACACCGACGCCGAGAAGUGUGAAGUACUCCGAUUGCCAUACGCAGGCGCCAAUGCAUGUGGACUCUUCGUUCCCAAGAGUCAACUGGGAAGUACCGCCACCUGCUGCCAUUUCAUCUUCGAUCUCCUCUGCGGUACCCAGGACAAGUACAUGGUCUACGACCCCAGCUGCCCGUAGUAGUGGCUUUGAGCAACACCACCUAUAGAGUAAUCAAAGCGAGCGUACUAAAUUUUUGACGUCCACAGUGAGACUGAGGGAAGACACAGAUGGAACACAAGUGCUGCGCAAGCGUUCGGCUUUGACUCUUGUCCAAUCAACGCGUCCAAGGACGUUGCAACGGGUUCGGGUCCAAUCGCUGAGUUGGUACCAUUCGACAGUGAUCAAGUUCCAUGGAAAAAGAGAAGGAUGUUCGCAGGCUUUGAUUAUUCAAUGGUGUUAGGUGUUGUCUUUAGGCUGCCUGUAGCAGCGUCUUUGUUGCGAUUACAUUGAGCGCUGGCUAAACACAGGGGUGGUGGUUGGUGAAGGGUAUAGUUGCAUCCCGCGCAAGUUGUAAACGUUGGUAAUAAAAAACUUUAGUGGACUCUGCA